Acanthisitta chloris (rifleman) is the source of this 1962-nucleotide messenger RNA. RefSeq names its product engulfment and cell motility 1 (gene ELMO1). NCBI's taxonomy places the organism in Eukaryota, Metazoa, Chordata, Aves, Passeriformes, Acanthisittidae. Gene Ontology annotation, cellular component: guanyl-nucleotide exchange factor complex; plasma membrane. Gene Ontology annotation, biological process: cell motility; actin filament organization. The annotation marks the transcript as partial. The transcript is spliced from 19 exons. The record is from RefSeq and is a predicted model, not a curated record.
AACUAAUACAACAGUCCAGCCCUCCCCCGAGAAUGGUAUAAAGUAAAUAUAGGAGUUCCUGAAAAAUAACAGUGUGAAUGAGAGAGAUUCUCUGCAGUAUUUAGUGUCCAGUUGUACUGGCUCUGAAGAACAGCGUCGCAAUGCCCCCUCCUGCUGAUAUAGUGAAGGUGGCGAUUGAAUGGCCAGGUGCCUUCCCCAAGUUAAUGGAAAUAGAUCAAAAAAAGCCACUGUCUUCAAUAAUAAAAGAAGUCUGUGAUGGGUGGUCUCUUGCAAAUCACGAUCAAUUUGCACUGCAGCAUGCUGAUAGUUCUAAUUUCUACAUCACAGAGAAGAAUCGUAAUGAAAUAAAAAAUGGAGCCAUCCUUCGAUUAACAACAUCUCCGGCUCAAAAUGCACAGCAGCUCCAUGAGAGGAUCCAGUCUUCUAGUAUGGAUGCAAAGUUAGAAGCACUGAAAGACUUAGCCAACUACUCACGGGAUGUUACAUUUGCCCAAGAAUUUAUAAACCUAGAUGGCAUUUCCCUCCUAACGCAAAUGGUUGAAAGUGGCACAGAACGAUAUCAGAAAUUGCAGAAGAUUAUGAAGCCCUGCUUUGGAGAUAUGUUGUCCUUUACACUGACUGCAUUUGUUGAGCUGAUGGAUCAUGGGAUUGUAUCGUGGGAUACAUUCUCUGUGGCAUUCAUUAAAAAGAUAGCAAGCUAUGUGAACAAAUUUGCCUCGGACAUCUCUAUCUUGCAACGGUCAUUAGCAAUUCUGGAAUCGAUGGUGCUCAAUAGCCAUGACCUGUACCAGAAGGUGGCACAGGAGAUCACAAUUGGGCAGCUAAUCCCACAUCUGCAGGGGACAGACCAAGAAAUCCAGACGUAUACCAUUGCAGUAAUAAAUGCACUCUUCCUUAAAGCACCGGAUGACAAGAGACAGGAAAUGGCAAACAUUUUGGCACAAAAGCAGCUUCGCUCCAUCAUCUUAACUCAUGUUAUCAGGGCACAGAGAGCUAUCAAUAAUGAAAUGGCACAUCAGCUUUACGUUCUGCAAGUACUUACCUUUAAUCUUCUGGAAGACAGAAUGAUGACAAAAAUGGAUCCACAAGAUCAGGCUCAACGGGAUAUCAUAUUUGAACUCCGAAGAAUUGCAUUUGAUGCAGAAUCUGAACCUAACAACAGUAGUGGUAGUAUUGAGAAACGCAAAUCUAUGUAUACUCGAGACUACAAAAAACUUGGAUUUAUUAAUCAUGUAAACCCAGCAAUGGAUUUUACGCAGACCCCUCCAGGAAUGUUAGCCCUUGACAACAUGUUGUACUUUGCUAAACAUCACCAGGAUGCUUAUAUACGGAUUGUCCUGGAGAACAGCAGUCGAGAAGACAAGCAUGAGUGCCCAUUUGGCCGAAGUAGCAUUGAGCUGACGAAGAUGCUCUGCGAAAUACUGAAAGUAGGAGAGCUACCCAGUGAGACCUGCAACGAUUUCCAUCCCAUGUUCUUCACCCAUGACAGAUCGUUUGAGGAGUUCUUCUGUAUCUGCAUUCAGCUCUUGAACAAGACAUGGAAGGAAAUGAGGGCAACUUCAGAGGACUUUAACAAGGUAAUGCAAGUAGUGAAAGAACAGAUAAUGAGAGCGCUCACUACCAAGCCUAGCUCUCUGGACCAAUUCAAGAGCAAACUUCAGAAUCUCAGUUACACAGAAAUACUGAAAAUACGCCAGUCUGAAAGAAUGAACCAGGAAGAUUUCCAGUCUCGUCCAAUUCUGGAACUAAAAGAGAAGAUUCAGCCUGAGAUCUUAGAACUGAUCAAGCAACAACGUCUCAAUCGACUUGUGGAGGGCACCUGCUUUAGGAAACUCAACAGUCGGCGUCGGCAAGACAAAUUUUGGUAUUGUCGACUUUCACCUAAUCACAAGGUCUUGCACUACGGAGACUUGGAAGAAAGUCCCCAGGGAGAAGUCCCUCAUGAUUCCUUGCAAGAUAAAU